Messenger RNA from Galdieria sulphuraria, 701 nucleotides. RefSeq lists its product as uncharacterized. NCBI's taxonomy places the organism in Eukaryota, Rhodophyta, Bangiophyceae, Galdieriales, Galdieriaceae. The record is from RefSeq and is a predicted model, not a curated record. Bases 55 to 675 code for a protein of 206 amino acids. The transcript has a single exon.
UUUUAUUUAUAGCCGCCCUCUUUUUUGGGUUUUUCAUUUUUCACAAGCAGAAACAUGCCGAAGUGGUGCGUUGAAGUUCUGGUCGAAGGACAAAGAGAAGAUAACUUUAAAGGGAGAAAAAUCAAGAGGACUUUUUAUAGGCCUCACGAUGGAGCAGUCACCCAGUACUGGGUAACUGUCGUGGAUGAUCAAUUCACAAUCCACGUGCGAUCCGUUGACGAAGAGGAAGGAGUGGAUUUUACUACUGAAAGUCCUUCCCAAGCUCCUUGCAGAUUGCUUCCAUCAUUCACUAAGCUGAGGUACAAUCCUUGGCAGUUUCUAGCCCUAUCAAAGGAAGACAGGAUAUACUGCAGAGAUAAGAACCUGGAACGCAAGAGGCAGAUGAAAGGAAGUCACACUCAAACAAGUAAGAAAAGAAGAACGCAAUCACAAGAGCCUUCAGAUGUUCAAGAAACGGAAUCUACAGUCUCGGCAGCGGAGCCAGAUGGAGAAGUAGAGGCAGCAAUCGCUUCACUUGUACAACAAGAAGAAGCUUGCAUUAUGUCCUGCAUUCGUGCUGCCGAGGAAAUUGGAAUGAGUCCUCGCGAAAUGUUUGAGCCGUUGUCACAAUUUUUUAGUGUAGAGUACCGAGACCUCUAUGAGCUUGUGGAUUACUCCGAAAUAGACAGAGAAUAAAAGGGUCCCCCACGAAUUCAAGUUCA